GCGCUGCUGAUGGAAUGAAGAUGGUGCCCAAAGUGGUGCUAGUUGUGCUCGGUAUUUUGGGCUGCAACGCGAGGCACCAGGCUCCUGCUGGGAAGGCUGUGGAACUCUUGGAGGAGCUGUGGCAGCAAGGGCAGGCAGAGCUCAAUGACGAAGCAGUUCGGUAUGAAAAGCUGAAGCAGUGGUGCACCGACACCGCCACCUCCAAAGAGAGUGAGAUCCAGGAGGGUCAGGACAAGGAGGAGCGUGCCAGUGCGGUGGUGGAGCGCACCGAGGCCGCCGCGGCGGCAGCGCAGCAGGACAUCGAGGAGCUGCUUGCAACAGUCGCCAAGCUAGACGAAGAGAU
Symbiodinium pilosum is the source of this 343-nucleotide messenger RNA. The record is from the annotation of a GenBank genome assembly. NCBI's taxonomy places the organism in Eukaryota, Dinophyceae, Suessiales, Symbiodiniaceae.